AUGUCUUCAAAACCCGAUGAUGGAUUGAGCACACAUGUGCUGCAGCCCCUAGGAUUCGCGGCCAAGAUCGGCUUAGCUACUGGUAUAACUGGCUUCACGGGUGGCGGUGUCUACGGGUUCUUCCGGUCAGCUCACCCAUUGCCGUUCGCCGCCGCCGUUGGCUUGUCGAGCGGUUACUAUGGAGCCUCCACAAUAUUCAUGAGAGGGUUGUUUCUCGAUGCACUGCCCGCAGCGGACCGAGAGAAACGGUCUACGAAGAUCCUCGCGACAGGUCUGUCAGGGGCUGUGUCAGGUGCCGUUGCCGGUCUAUGGCAGCGGAAUCCAAUCUGGCGUCCUGCCGGGAUAAUCGGGCUGUUGACUUGCACAUGCCAGAUAGCAUACAGCGCUACAUACGAUCGACUGAAUGCAGAGCCGGACACGACACCUUUUCUUGAGCGAGUGUCCCGUAGCCGUUGGAUGCCGCUGAAGUCUGUCUCCGAUGAAGACUACGAAACGCUGAUAAGGGCAAGGAUUGACAGGCUUGACACACAAAUUACUGUUGUUGAUGGACAGAUUGCGGCUCUUCAGCAGCAGAAAGCUUCGGUUACCUCGAAAAGGUGA
Cyphellophora europaea CBS 101466 is the source of this 600-nucleotide messenger RNA. RefSeq lists its product as uncharacterized. Lineage: Eukaryota; Fungi; Ascomycota; Eurotiomycetes; Chaetothyriales; Cyphellophoraceae. The record is from RefSeq and is a predicted model, not a curated record. The transcript is spliced from 4 exons. The coding region runs from base 1 to 600 and encodes 199 amino acids.